AUGAGCACCGAAUCGGGAGUCAAGACACAGCCGACCUUUGACAUAGUCGCGACAUAUCGGCGCAUCCUUAAAGAUGACCCGGAACUUACUAUGCCCGUGGCGGCCAUCGAGGCGCUCGUAGAAGCCAUUGCACAGAGCUCCGUUUCGACCGUCGCCGAAACACUCGACCUUCUCGAACGGCACACAGCUGCCCUGAAGGCCUCAAUCGCGAACCCCAUCUCUCUUUCCGCCGGCACAGAUCUCUUCCAGCGCUAUCUGAUCACAACGCUUAACCGCCCCGCAAGCCUGAACCUGGGCCCAGACGACGACUUCCGCGCGAUACGGAACCACCUGCUCUCCAACGGCAAACUCUUCGUAGACCGUGCGAAACAGAGCAGGGAGAAGAUAGCGAGCUUUGGCAAGCACUUUAUCCGCGACGGCGGCACAGUGCUCACAAAUGGUGGUUCGCGAGUAGUGGGCGCGCUACUGAGAAGGGCAGCCGAGUCAAGCACUCUCCGCUUCAAGGUCAUAUACGUCCUGCCUUCAUCAAGCUCGUCGGACGCGAAAGAGGGCCUUCAGACCGUGGCCGACCUCCGAGACCACAACGUCCCAGUAGCCACGAUCCCAGACUCAGCCGUCGCCUACUCCCUCGGCAAAGUCGACAUGGUCAUUGUGGGAGCCGAAGGUGUCGUAGAGAACGGCGGUAUUAUUUCGCGCAUGGGCACAUAUCAGUUGGGCGUACUAGCCAAGAGCAAAGGAAAGCCCUUCUACGUGGUUGCCGAGAGCCACAAGUUUGUCAGGCUAUAUCCCCUCAGCCAGUUUGAUUUGCCCAUCGAGCAGAAGGUGCUAGACUUCAAGGUCGCAGAGGAACCAAAGGAAGAACAAAAGGCGAAGAGUGACGAAGAGCAACGGAACGUCUUCGACGAAGCCAUCGCAGAUAUGGCUGCCAAGGGGUCAACAGUCGCUCCACUCGACGCCCAUGACGCUGUUGAUUUCACGCCACCUGAUCUGAUCUCUGGUAUCAUUACUGAGUCCGGCGUCCUCACCCCGUCUGCCGUUUCAGAGGAGUUGAUCAAGAUAUGGUUUUGA
Messenger RNA from Alternaria arborescens, 1068 nucleotides. RefSeq lists its product as hypothetical. Gene Ontology annotation, biological process: translational initiation. NCBI's taxonomy places the organism in Eukaryota, Fungi, Ascomycota, Dothideomycetes, Pleosporales, Pleosporaceae. Gene Ontology annotation, molecular function: guanyl-nucleotide exchange factor activity; translation initiation factor activity. Gene Ontology annotation, cellular component: eukaryotic translation initiation factor 2B complex. The transcript is spliced from 2 exons. The record is from RefSeq and is a predicted model, not a curated record. The coding region runs from base 1 to 1068 and encodes 355 amino acids.